AGUGCCAAAGUAGUUCCUCUUAAGAUUUCAGUGGCAACGUCGUACAAGAAUCAAAAGUAAACAACGAUGGCGUCUGACUCUCACUCAAAUUUGUUAUCUCAUAAUACAAACCUUGUCGAUGACUUUGAAGAAGCAUUCCAAGGUAUCAUCAGCGGUUUCACCAAGGAAGAUGGCUUAUCACACACCCAGGAUAAUAAAGAAGAAUUACGUACGGAUGCCGAACAGAACGUUGCAAAGUUCAUUGAAGUAGCCAAGCAAAUGGAAACAUUUUUCCUUCAAAGGCGCAUGCAAAUAUCUGUUCUGAAACCAGAACAGCUUGUCAAAGAGGAUUGCACAGAACUCAAACAGGAGUUGGCUAGGAAAGAUGAACUUAUCAAAAAGCAUUAUGAGAAAAUUUCAAUAUGGUUAAAUAUGUUGGGUGAACCACAACCUGGACCUGUGGCCAAUGGAACCCCCAUCCUCAGUGAAGGAGUACCUGCUCCACUACAGCAGCAACCAGGCAAUACAAUGCCAUUUCAGCAUCGAUAGCUUUACAAGAUGUAAAGAAAAUUUCUCGCGUUUAUUUCCUGAAUACUGUAUCAAAGUGAAUUUAAAACAUCUUUUGGAAAUCCUCACUCUGACUAAUGCGGCUUAGAACUUCAAUCAACGUACGUGUGGGUCUUCCCGUCAUUCCUAAAGGAUUUUUAUUGUCAAAUAAGAAAUCAAUUUUCUUUUUCCCAAUUCAUACCUUUAGCCAAGUAAGGCACAUCAGAGCCAUCGACCACUCCCCCAACGCCUGCGAUAUCAAGAUGCAUCCAAUGAGGAGCUUCUGUGAAUUCCUGUUCGGUAGAAAAUAAAUGUACGUUGUUCAUAUAA
Daphnia magna is the source of this 855-nucleotide messenger RNA. RefSeq names its product mediator of RNA polymerase II transcription subunit 28 (gene MED28). Bases 67 to 528 code for a protein of 153 amino acids. NCBI's taxonomy places the organism in Eukaryota, Metazoa, Arthropoda, Branchiopoda, Diplostraca, Daphniidae. Gene Ontology annotation, cellular component: mediator complex. The transcript has 3 exons. The record is from RefSeq and is a predicted model, not a curated record.